AUCAAAAUAUGAAUGGAACACAAAAGCGUGGAAACAAUGUCCCUUUCUGUUGAUGCUAAACCAUAUUUUAAUAUAAAAAGUAAUGUAACCACAAAUAUAUUAAACAAAGAUAUUUUAUGGAAGAUAGAAGAUGACCUUGAUAUUGAUGAGAAAAUAUCCAUUUUAUUUUUGAUGACAACUGAUUAUGAACAUGGUUUUAAAGAAAUUUAUGACUUAUUACAGAAGCAUAAAGAAUGCAAAGUUUAUAUAUUAACAGAAUUUAUAAAUAAAUAUUCUGAAAAUUGGAAAAAUAAAUUAGUGGAAGCUAUAUGUGUUAUUCAAAAUAAACAAAUUUUACGAAAAUUAGGAAUAUCAUUUGAAUAUAUAAAUGUAUUGUAUUUGCCAAAAUAUAGAUUAUGUUCCAGAUACUUAAACUUGACUGCAAAAUGUUUAUAUAUAUUAUGUGAAGCUCUUACUAUAGAUAGAAUAAAGUUGUUACUACAAUAUGUUAGAGCUGAUUUAACUAAAUAUGAUGAAAAUUUAAAGGAUACAGACUAUCUUGAAUUACAUAUGCUGUAUUGGAUGCAGGAAAAUUAUAUUUCAAUAUGUUUAGAUGGUAAGGUAAAGUUAAAAAAUUUACUUAAACAUUUGAAAAGAUUUGAUGAUUUGGAGCUUAUUUAUGAAGAUCUAGAAACUAAUGAAAAGCAUCAAAAUGUGUUGGACACUCAACAUAUGAAUUCUAAUACAGCACAAUUACAAAUGUUUUCCAUGAGGGAAACCUCAGACGUGGAAGAAAAAUUGUUAACUGAAAAAGAAAAAGAUAUAAAAAAUAUAGACAAGGGUCUAUGUAUUAUUAUAAGUCAAAUGCAUUUUGUUGGUCAAAAUUAUGAAACUAGAUUUGGAACUGCUGCUGAUUGUAUGAAAUUAUCAGAAACAUUUAAAGGUAUUGGUUUUACCAUUAAAGAGUACAAUGAUUUAAAAAAGGAUGAAAUACUUAGAAUGUUAGAAAAUAUUCCAAAAGAAUUUGGUAUUGAUUAUGAUUGCAUUUUUGUAUGCAUUUUAAGUCACGGUUGUAAAGGUGGUAUUAUUAGUGCAGAUGCAGAAGAAGUUAGCAUUGAUGAAAUUGAGUAUAAAUUUUGUUCUGCAGAGUUAGAAAAUGUUAUUAAAAUAGUUAUUAUACAAGCUUGUCAAGGAGAAGUAAUUGGACAAGUAAAUGAUGCUUUAACUACAGAUGGUUCUACAAAUUAUAAUUCUUCAGAUAUUUCAAUAUACAGAAACUUUUGUAUAUUUAUGUCAACUAUGCAAGGUUUUGUAUCUGUACGACAUAAGAAAGAUGGAUCGUGGUUUAUACAAGAAUUUUGUAGUAUUUUACAAACUGAGGAAGAGAGAGUAACAUUUUUACAAGUUGUCAGAAAAACAAUGAAAUCGUUAUUGAAGAAGAAAGGAAAAUUAAAUGGAAUACAAUCCAUUGAACCCGAAUAACAAAAAAAUAAAUAAUUUCGAAGAUGGACAUAAAACUGAAACCCGCGAAUACUCCUAAGAGACCGCCAAAUGUUGCUACAACAAAUAUCAAAUAUU
Eufriesea mexicana is the source of this 1557-nucleotide messenger RNA. RefSeq names its product Caspase-8 Dredd (gene Dredd). The record is from RefSeq and is a predicted model, not a curated record. NCBI's taxonomy places the organism in Eukaryota, Metazoa, Arthropoda, Insecta, Hymenoptera, Apidae. The transcript is spliced from 8 exons. Gene Ontology annotation, biological process: proteolysis. The coding region runs from base 13 to 1461 and encodes 482 amino acids. Gene Ontology annotation, molecular function: cysteine-type endopeptidase activity.